Molecule: messenger RNA, 533 nt
Organism: Mizuhopecten yessoensis (Yesso scallop)
Lineage: Eukaryota; Metazoa; Mollusca; Bivalvia; Pectinida; Pectinidae
Exons: 4
Coding region: 59-508 (149 amino acids)
Source: RefSeq, a predicted model, not a curated record
CAGUUAUAUAUCGUGUGUGAAUGGACGUGUGUCAUUCUUGACAUAUCACUCCUACACAAUGUACUGGUCGUUGGCUGUCGCCGUGUGCCUGAUUGGGCAGAUAUCUGGAUUUACUGUAUUUCAAGAAACAGCAACACCAUCAUUUCUAGAUGAACUUACAACACAAGAACCAAUGCCACCAACCACCCAGCGUGUCAUCGACGCAAACGAGUUCGACCAGGCUUUGUUUUUGUAUGACGCUCCGACGCAUCAACUGGUUAUGAAGCUUGGGCAUUACUGUUACAUUCAUGGCGUCACGUCAUCGUCACAGCAAUUAGUACAUACAGCAGAUGGACUUUUAAAAUUCGAAAGUAUCUUGAUGUACCUCGUAGCCGCUGGUAUGCAUACCCAGAUGACCCAUGCAGAUGCUAAGAGGUUAAGCGUGCCCAUUGAACACUUUUGCAGAGGACAUGACAUACAGGUCGUGUCAAGGAUUCACCAUAGCACUACCAAAAGUACAAUUGUGUGAAUAAAUUAGAAACAGGUUUUUCAAA